AUGGACUGUGAAAAUGGCACCGACAUUGUGGAGUUUGUCCUCCUGGGUUUCUCCUUACAACCUGAACAACAGAUUCUCUUCUUUGUCAUCUUUCUGCUGAUGUAUGGUGCAGGCCUGCUGGGCAAUAUCAUGAUGUUCAUUCUGAUUUCUGUGAAUUCACAGCUUCAGACGCCAAUGUAUUUCUUGCUGCGUAGCCUUUCUGUGGUGGAUGUGGGUUUCCUCACAGUCACGGUGCCGCAGAUGCUGGUUCACAUCCUCUCCUCUUCCAAGACGAUCCCGUUCUAUUCCUGCAUGGCUCAGUUCUUCUUCUUCUAUGUGUUUGGUGUCACAGACAUCCUCAUGGUGAGUGUCAUGGCUCUGGAUCGCUAUGUUGCCAUUUGCAACCCACUCCACUAUGCCACAGUGAUGAACCAGAAGGUCUGUGGACAUUUGGUGGCUGGGUGCUGGAUGGUUUCCACCCUCCACUCCAUGCUCCAUGCUGGCCUCCUCCUGCGUCUAAGUUUCCAUGGGGACAACCGCCUAUCCCAUUUCUUCUGUGACCAUCAACCCUUGCUCCAGCUCUCCUGCUCUGACACCAGCAUUAAUGAAACCACCAUCUUCUUUGAAGGGGGGCUCGUCAUCCUUGGUCCAUUUUUCUUCAUUAUUCUUACUUACGUCCGCAUCGUGGCAGCUGUGUUGAAGUUCUCUUCCUCGGGGAGGUGGAAGGCUUUCUCCACCUGUGGCUCCCAUCUCACCAUGGUGGGUCUCCUCUAUGGGGCCAUCAUUGGGGUGUACUUCCAACCAGCAUCUCGCUAUUCUUCCCACCAAGGGACUAUUUUUGCCCUCAUGUACACUGUCAUCACACCAAUGUCCAAUCCCUAUAUUUACAGUCUCAGGAAUAAAGAUGUGAAAGAAGCUUUGAGGCACCUUAUGGAAAAGAGGGUGUUCUCUCAAUAA
Sphaerodactylus townsendi is the source of this 936-nucleotide messenger RNA. RefSeq names its product olfactory receptor 1B1-like. Gene Ontology annotation, cellular component: membrane. Gene Ontology annotation, biological process: G protein-coupled receptor signaling pathway. The record is from RefSeq and is a predicted model, not a curated record. The coding region runs from base 1 to 936 and encodes 311 amino acids. Gene Ontology annotation, molecular function: olfactory receptor activity; G protein-coupled receptor activity. NCBI's taxonomy places the organism in Eukaryota, Metazoa, Chordata, Lepidosauria, Squamata, Sphaerodactylidae. The transcript has a single exon.